Molecule: messenger RNA, 6429 nt
Organism: Anopheles stephensi (Asian malaria mosquito)
Lineage: Eukaryota; Metazoa; Arthropoda; Insecta; Diptera; Culicidae
Exons: 9
Coding region: 1068-2990 (640 amino acids)
Biological process (GO): synapse organization
Cellular component (GO): neuron projection membrane
Source: RefSeq, a predicted model, not a curated record
GUUUGUUUGUGCUCAUUUGGCGAAAACAUGUCAGUUCCUUCCGUACAAGCAGCUGAUUAAGUUGCACGUGUUGUUCGGCGGUUCAGCGUGUUGUUCGUAAUGGAACUAGAGGAGUUCAUUUAGUGCGGUAUUCUGUGCGGAAUCCAUCGGCGCUCGGAAAUUUGUGUGUGGAAAAGCGUAAAAUAGAAUUCAUACUGUGAUUUUUUAGAUACAAAACAAACAAACAAACAAACAAGCAAACCCUUCGUAUGUGUUACAUGUGCUUUCGGUCUGUCGUCAGCGACGAGUUCUACGAGUGUUUAUAGUUUAAUUAUUCAGAAAAAAAGAGUUGCGUAGGAAAUAUAGCAACAACCAGCGAGCGAGAACGAAAGCACAUAAAUGUCAAGGUUAACGGUUUGCGUUGAGUGUUUUCGUGUUAUUAUACCAAGUUUAUGCGAAGAUUUUGCCCGCUUUAUAUUCUAGUGAAGUAAUGUGGAUGUGUGUGUGUGUGUUUGAUUAGAAUUUAAGGCAAUUUAAAAAAAGUGAAAGCCUUUACUGCUUCACAGUAAACUGCUUGGCGAGUAUUUGUGAAGAGGUUAAUAUAAACAAAAGAAAGGAGUGAUCCUAAACCAAGUGAAGGUUCUAAAAAUCAGAAUAUUUAGGGAGAAAAUCAUUCCGACGUAUUUACAGGCUGGAAACGUUAUGGAAUGCAUUCAACAGUAUCCUGAAUCCAAAAACCUUUCUCAAAAGGAUUUCAACUGCAGUCAAAAGCACAUCGAUGUUAAAAACAUGCAAUAUUUAGAUUAAAUGUACAACUAUGCGCUACAUAGGCGUACACGAUUACUGGAAAAAAUCUUCCGCAAACGUAAACUGCACUCAUUAAACCACUUCGAAUAACAUGUUUGCCGCCGUGUCCGUGCCGGCAACGCGUACCGCUGCGUUUCUCGAUCGAGCCAAGCGCAAGAAGAUGCUCGGCCUGUUCUGAACACUCGAAGCGACGGAACGACUCGCGGACGGACAUAAUCAAUCGGCGCUCCAAACGGCCCGAGACUGUGGCGGUGAAUGUGGGCCCAUUCCUGGCGACCGUCAUGAUGUAUCAAUGCUGUUUAAUAGUUCUAAUGAUAGCACACUGCGUAUCAUCAACGGGUCAACCGAGGCCAGAGUAUCAACUCACCCGUCACCCAGCACCGUACACCGAUGACACUCAAAACACUAGCCAGAUUGAGCAGCGCCCGACCAGUACCGGCAGGCUAGCGAGCAAUUUCGCUGUCAGUGACGCUGGCAUUGAGCCGUUGAAUGACGAGCAGGAUGUGUACGAUGAGCGGGAUGAUGAUACGUCGGAAAAUGACGAAAGCGACACCGACAGCGACGGUCGGCCGGUGACGAUGGUGGUAGAAGAAGAAGAAGAAGAAGCAGGUGGGUACGAAGCCAGGGCCGACAACAGGAAGGGAAACAUUAUUCACGAUAGCCGCCCGGUACCGGUAAUGUCCCACUCGAACGGUGGUGCCCUGGUUGCCGCCAGCUCCGUACACGACAAUGUUCAAACGGAAUUGAAUAACCUGGAAGCUGUCGGGGACACAUUUGAAUCAGACGGUUCGAAGCGUUUUCUGCAGCACCAUUCGCACCAAAGCCCGAGGGAACCCCGGAAGCAGCUGCAGCGCACCGAAGGUGUUGAGCAAUCUUUAUCGCUAUUGGAUGCGGCCACAAACACCGACAGCAGCAGUAGCUCCUUCUCCACGACGGACCUGUCCGAUCUCACCGUAUCAGCGGCGGUAUCGACGGCAAUGGAAGAUGUGCCGCUGGAGCAAACCAUUUCUAAUCUAUCAUUAUCAACCCAACGAACAAUACGAAGGCCAUCAUCGUCCGGUACGCAGGUGGCAGCGAAUGUACAUAAUACGCAAGACCCAGUUCUGCCGGCCUCCCCGAACGACCCAGCCAAAUUGAACCAGCAGCACUCCCCAGCAGCAGCCCAGCCCCAAUCGCUAUCGGAUGGAUCACGAAGAAGUAAUCCCAUAAGCAUUUCAAAUUUCCACUCCACCGCAUCCAACGACACACUGCUAACGACGGCUACCAGCCUGCAGCGCCAUCGAACAAUUAAUUCCAUGAAUCUUAAUCCCACUACACCGGCGAUGGUGGUCAAACCGGUGGGCGAGCAUCGUAAGUUGCUGAAAAGUACCGGACCCAUCCUGAACUACGUGUUCGACCAUCAUCCGCCGUACUACAAAUCGACCUAUUACAAUACGAGGUACGGACCUCACUUUGAAACUGAUAACGUCACCAACAUCACGGUCCAGAAUGGUGAUACGCUUUUUUUAAGCUGUAGGAUAAGCUUACUGCAGGACAAAACGGUAUCGUGGGUACGGCGAAAAAGUGGCGACACAGCUUUGCAGCUGUUAACCGUCGGAAAACAGACCUACUCCGGUGACUCCCGGUAUCAAAUCGAGUUCCAGUAUCCCAACAACUGGCGUCUCAAGAUUUCGCGUGCGAACAAGAACGACGAAGGUGUGUACGAGUGCCAGAUAUCGACACAUCCUCCGAAAGUUAUUAUUUACUACCUGUAUGUUAACGCACCCGAAGUCUCCAUCGUGGACGAGGAAGGUGCUCCACUGUACGAUAAGUACUACGAGGUUGGCUCGACGAUAAAGCUGAUGUGCAAAAUCCGACACAUCUCGAUGUUACGGUCAGUCGUUUACUGGAUACACAACGAAAACAUUCUCAAUCACGAUACAACGCGGGGCGGUAUCAGUGUAAAAACGAAUUUAACCAGUAUAGGAGCCAACUCGACGCUCUUCGUAGCGAAGGUCAAUCGGCAAGACUCGGGCAGCUAUACGUGUUCGAUAGGACCAAACCAACACUAUUCCAUCUCCGUACAUGUGCUCAACGGCACCGCCAAUCCCUUCGGAAUCUAUCAGCGAUCGUGUGCCUUUCCAAUUAUUCUGCAAGCUGUGGAUAUCUGGCUUGUGGUCAGGAGCCUGUUCUUCCUGCUGCUCAAACUGUCCGUCGGGAGAUAAUAGUCAGUCAGCUGUAGCGUAGUAAAGCGGGGCGCAGAUCCACCCGUUCACGAUGGUGGUCUUGCUCUCGGGACCCUGUGCUGUGUGACGCACGCUCUUUAAACCCGUUCAAAAUCUGCACAUAAACCAACCAUUUAAGUUUCUAUCAACAACAACAAAAAAAUGCAUUCAUGCAACAGGAUUAGGAUCUGCCGACGUAAAACAGCACAAAGCGCUCAGAUGCAGAAAGAGAUUAUAUUUUGAAAUAGUAUGUAGGAAUCGGGUUGACUGGGUUGAGGUUCCGUUCGUUCGGUUUUUCUUUCUCAUACGCACCAGUUGCUGUACAUGGAACUCGAGUCGGAGUGUUACUCCUUGUUAUUAUAAAUAGUGUAAGGAUCCGGGUGAGGAUGCGAGAUGAUGCGACGCGCAGUUACCAUAAGUUUCAUAACAUAUCAUGGAGGCAUUCGAUCGUAAAGACAUGUUAACCCUUCAUGGUAAAGUGCUGUAAACAGCUCUACACUGAUAACGACAUAUAUGUAUGACAUCAUCACGAUCGUGAUGUACUUAAAUACGACAUUCUACACAAUUCCUAGCUUUAGGGCAACUAACUAACGAAACUACAUAACGAAAGAUAGAAACUAUGGAAUUGUUACAAAAUCCUAUCCUAUCCGGUGUACAUGCUCUUGCCAUUUGUUACGUUUGAACACAGGUUUUACGUUUCUACAAAUUAGGAUGACAUGCAAGGGAAAGCGACACCGAAGCACUAAGGAGCAAAAAGGUAUUUUAUAAGCUCAAAAACAAAAUAUCCCUAAAAUAUCCUCCCCGUGUUGACCUAAACUCUUUCCGAUAUGUCGUGCUGGGGGAAACCAAUGCCAAUGAUAACACAGACACAACACACCGCUAACAAUAUUUUAUAGCGCAAAAAAGGGCAACAAAAAUCAAACCAAACCCAACCGUCUAUAACCAACCAGUCAACCAGCGCAUGAAACAUUUCAAUAAUAUCUCUCUCUUGCUAUUUACACAGUAACGAAGCCACUUGCCAUAUUCCGGUUCAGUACAGAACAGGAAACACAGCCAACAGACAUAUGUAAAAACUGAAAGAAAUGGGAAGCACGGCGUGUACAUAGUAUGUUAAAAUGGUUAUACCAAUCGUUUUACGUUACGUUUUUGUGUUAUCUAUUUUCAACGUACGCAGGGUAUACACAGCCAAUCGAUAAUCGAAAAAUGGGCCUCAAUGUUUAGUUUUACAAACUAUCACUUUGACUUGGUAAACCUGCAAUUCGGCAUCGUAAAUUUUAAAAUGGCGUAGAGAACAUUGGGGCGGUCCGGUGGCCGAGGCGACAGCGGCGCCGGUCUUCACACGGCAGGGCCGGGGUUCAAAUCCCAUCCAGACCGCCUCCCCGUACGAAAGGCUGACUACUUUUCUACGGGUAAAAUUAAGUCACAGAAAGCCAGCAAUGGCAGGCCGAGACCUCUCGAGGUUGUAGUGCCACAGAAGAAGAAGAAGAGAACAUUACAUCGGUCAUAAUAAAUGUGUUGUUGGGGCAGUUCCGGGCUUUACAGGGGUUUGAAUCAUCGAAAGGAAUUUAUGAGUAAUUUGGUAGAAUAUUUCAACUGAACAGUGGAAUAUUGCAAACUCGUUUGGCGAAAGUUGCAACUAUACAACAGGUUGUUGCAUCGAGAUAGAUGAAAAAUGCAACGCGACUGUGAAAUUUUUGCCAUAGACUGGGGAUUAACGCACCGUUUCCCGCAAAUUUUCACAUAAAACCAGUUCCAAUUUGGACUUGGACGAAUUUAGCAAAAAAAAACUGAAGCGAGUUCCAGUCGGUACAAGUUUCAGAAGGUAGGUUUAAGGGAACAGCCCGGAACCGCCGGAACCGUCGGAACUGCCGGAACCGUUGGCCGGAAACUUGUCGUUGACGCUGGGGAUGAUGCAUUUAAAUACAGAAAAAUUGAAGGAUAACAAAUGUGUCACAACAAACGUAAUCACAAAAGAUGAGCUCAUAUUCUCCUAUACUGGCCGAUUACCCGUUGCAAGAAUUCGUCAAUUCCGACGGUUCCGGACGGUUUCAGACGACCCCGCCGAUUUUGAUGGUUAAGAUGGUGGUUCCGGAAAUUUCCGGAAAAAUCCUGUUAAAUCUCUAAGCUUAAUUAAAAAAUAUUAACUGUGUAACGUCCGGAUGAAUGUUACCCAUUAAUGUUUCCAAAUUGAACGUGGCAAAUUCACGAUGCCAAAUUGUGGGUUUACGGUUUACGGUGUUGUUUCGUAAAAACACUCUGUAGGUUUACGAUGACCGAUUGGCUGUCCUAACCCUGUAAAGUGAAUACUGAACAGCAAGCAUGCAGGCUAUAAAUGGCAAUGUACUGGCUACAUUUGCAAUAAGAACAAAGAAACAAAAAAAUACACACAUACACGCACCAAAAUGUAUGCUAACUUUUUUGGCGAUAAUCGUCGACAAGUAUAGAAUAAUAAUAAAUAAAUGUACAUUAACAUUAACAACUUCAACAACGAUAGAUAAACUAGCAAAUUCAAACCAACGCAAACAAACAAAGAGGAUUUGAAGCAUGAAGAAUAACAUUUGUCAUUUGUUGGUGCAAAUACCAGCGCAAAAACGCGAUAUGAUGGAAAAGUGGAGAGCAACAAAAACCAAAACAAAAACGUAAGCAGAAAAAGUGACGAUUAAGAGGAAAAUAAAUAUGCAAAAAUAUGCAAAUGUUUUAUAAGAUUGUAGUUUCUUUCUCCACCGAGCGUAUCGUGGCCGUUCCUUCUUCCUCUGGCUAGCUGGCUGGCUUCACCCGGGGAAGAUACGAAAAAUCGUCGGAAUAUGUUAAUACUUCUGUUAAUUCAUUACAUCGGGUUACAAUUCAGGUUGGUAUGUUUGCUACUCCUUCAGCUUCCACUUUCUAUCCAAGUAUCUCUUUGCCUUUUCUAUUCUCUCUCUCUCUCUCUCUUACUUCAUACUUGUCCCUAACGGUACCACUCUCUGCUUGAGUGUUGUUUGCUAAUUCGAAUAGCUCCUUCUCAUUCUUCAAAAAGCUUUAGUUCAUUAAUAUUCGUCGUCGCUUUCAUUCCAUUCCCUUUUUGCUCUACUAAUUGAGAGUAAUUUUUCAUUGAAACUACCAACGGAUUAGCUUAAUUGGGGCUCGCGUUGCUGUACUCUUCCGUUUUUACCUUUACAUUGCAUCUACUGCUGUGCAAAGGGAAAAAGGAAUAAUUAUCUAUCACUUUUUGAGGGCCACUUCCUGGAUAAUCAGGUAGAUAUUGCUACUAAAAACACGUCUUACCAUAACAUUAGGGUGCGCUUUCAGUAAAUCGGAGCCAAAAGCUUUUCCAUUUAUGCAUGAACUAUUUAUGUGUACCGUUUACUAAGGCAUAAGCCGUUCUAAGGACGAUGCUCUGUUGAGACAAUCAUUAUUACAUCGAAGCUAUAGCUUGAAGGAUUCUACACAUCGAACAUCA